CGCGCCAACAACCCCAGAUACGAAUAUGCCGCCACCAGUCCUUGGGCUGGUUCGAUGUGGGAUGAUAUUUCUCCUAUGUCUACUUCUCCAUCCAUGCACAUGCUACUGGAUAUCAAGGAAUCCCUACGCUGGUGUCAAGUACGAUCUCAGUGGCGGAGACGUGGACCGGUCGCCUGCAUUUGAUCCGACGUUCGACCUCCACCGCAAACACAUCUUGUUCAUAUCGGUAGGAAUCCGAGGCCACACGACGCCGUUGCUUCGAAUAGCAGAAGACAUGGUGCGGCGGGGAUGCAACGUGAGUUUCGCCACGCACGAUUCCGGCAAAGAAUGGGUCCAGCGCACAGGGGCGCGGUUUGUUUCGGCCGGGGCGUUCCCCAUCUCUGCCGAAGUCCUUAGGGACAAGCUGCAAGCGAUCACGCGUGACGCGUCCAACUUCCGCGGCAUCCUCAACAUGUUCAAUGACAUCUACAUCCCAACGGCACAGCCUAUGUUCGACGCGCUCUUCCCCGUCGUGUCCCUGGACCCUCCCAACCUCGUCGUGGUCGACAUUGCGACCAUUGGCGGCCACGACCUCGUGCACAAACUGGGUCUUCCGUACUUGGUCAACUCGCCGUCCAUCUUGUUCGACAUUGGCGGCACUCCGUCGUACGUACCGGCAUGGGGCACUGGCUUCUCGAUCCACAUGAGUCUCUGGAAUCGGUGCAUGAACUUGCUCUUCCCGCGGCUCUUGUCGGUCGCGCUCACGCCUCCCUUCAUGCAGAUCAACAAAGCGCGAUGGGAGCUGCAAUUGACGCCGUAUCGGUCCCAACACGACAUGUUUAAAGGCGCGCGGGUGCUCGUCAACACGGCCGUGGGGCUAGAGUACCCUCGGCCGCUGUCCCCCCUCGUGGAACUGGUCGGCCCCAUCAUCCCCCUCGACGCGUUCAACGAGUCCGCGUCCGAUGCCGCGUUGCCGCCCCUGGUCACGCAGUGGAUGGUCGGCGACGACGGGCUCCACGGGGUCAUCUACGUGUGCUUGGGGUCACUCUCGUACAUUGACGCGUGGCAGGCGCAGGCCAUCGUGGAAGGGCUGUCCAACCCGAAUGACCCAGUCUAUCGCGUGCUGUGGACGUUGCCCAACGACCAGCGCGGCGCACUGCCCCAGGCGUUGCCGCCCACAUUCCGGAUCAAGGUCAUGAGCUCGACGUUUCCGCACCUGCGGCUGCUCGCGCAUUCAUCCGUGAAGCUUGGUACGAACGAUGAUGCUGGGCUGUAUCGCAUGUGUUUUGGAGGGGGGGGUCUCGAUGACUGUUGGACUCACUCGUAUGUGUGUGUAGUGAUCUCGCACUGCGGUAUGGUCUCGGCCCAGGAAGCGCUGGUGUUUGGCAAGCCCAUCUUGUGCCUACCUUUCCUCGUGGACCAGCCGGACGUCGCCGCCCGCGUUGUUGAUGCCGGCGCAGGCCUCGUCCUGGACAAGACGCACUUCACCGCAGAAGAAGUGCGGCAGAAAGCGCUUGUGCUGCUGCGCAAUGCGUCGUACGCGCGCAACGCCGCAAGGGUCGGCGCCGCGCUGCGAAGUGCCGGCGGCAUCGAACGGGUCACCGACAUCAUUGCGUCUACUCUUCAGUUUGGCACCCACCACUUGACGCCAGUGGACCUCAAGUUGCCGUGGCACAAAGUCGUGAUGCUCGACGUAUGGGCGGUGUACGCCGCGCUAUUUUGUUCGAGCGUUGUGUUCAUGCGUAUCGUGGGGAUUCUAAUCAUGCAGGGGUUGUAUGCACUUGCACGCGUGUGCACCGAUGUGUGUGGUGGUGCCCUUGGCGGAACACAAGCUGAUGCAAUUCCACCAUCCAGUGGCGACGCCGCCGCGCCGGUGGUGUCGUCGUCCACGGACGCGCCGCCGCUAGGAAAGGAGAGCGACGCGAGUAGUGCGUCAAAUGUAAAGUAGAUCCUCCUUCCAAGCAGCCCCCGUGCGUCUGUGCGUGCAUGUGCACGCCGUGGCGCCGUCUGAUGUCAGAGGUCGAGUUUUGAAAAUGCGUCCUUUUUUUUCCGUGGCAAAAAUAUAUACAGAAAACGCAGGUAUAAAUUCAGAUAGGGACACGUCGCAACGGUUGGGACGGAUCUCUCAUGCGAU
Molecule: messenger RNA, 2113 nt
Organism: Aphanomyces astaci
Lineage: Eukaryota; Oomycota; Saprolegniomycetes; Saprolegniales; Verrucalvaceae
Exons: 2
Coding region: 26-1927 (633 amino acids)
Molecular function (GO): UDP-glycosyltransferase activity
Source: RefSeq, a predicted model, not a curated record